CAGCGCGCCCCUGAAAACUGUCGAGCAGCGCGCCCCUGGAAACUGUCGAGCAGCGUGCCCCUGGAAACUGUCGAGCCCCGCUCCCCUGGAAACUGUCGAGCAGCACUCCCCUGGAAACUGCAAGCAGCGGCGGGACUGGAAGGUCGCGAAGUGCUUCAUCUACUCGAGAACGUAUGGCUGUAUGGGGGGUCAAAUCCAUUCCAUACGAAAUUCCUUUUCCGAUCAUAUCACCGUUUAAGAAAGACGAAUCUUUGCUGAGGCUCCUGAGAGCCAAGUCCAUGCCAUCGCUGGUCUGGGAAGAACACUUAACUUCACAGAGCACAAGAGUCUUUUCACCGAUGUCAUUUCUCCUUGUCGGUGAUAAGUCCAUUAAAAGCCCUUCCCUGAAUCAAAGGUCGAAUUUCGACCUCAGUGAGGGAUCAGACUCCACAGGUGCAUCAUUGAUCACUCCUAUGAAUAGUUCCCAUGAAGAGUUCCCCGUAGAGCACCACAAGCUCACCCGUUCUUCCUCUGAUGGACACAUCUGGGCUACACGCAAGACAGAGUUCAGAGAUGUUAGAAACGAAUUUCCAGCUUGUGCUCUGUCUUCAAUCAAGAACUUGAAGGUAAAGUUUGACAGGAACCUAGAAGGGCACCCCGAAAAUACCACUGAAAGACCCAGGAGAACCGUUUCUCGGAAAUUACAACAUAGCUCAUCAGAUGAACAUGACUGUCCUGGCGGUGAUACUGGAUCGCAACAUUUUACAACCAGGAGACCUAGUCGACAUACGAAUUUGGAGAGGUGGGACACAGAUGCUGUGAAAGUUGCUCGAUUAGACCUUCAGAAACCUCGAAAGUCAAUCGGGGAACUUAAACAACGGUUUGAACUUUGUGUUUCCAACAAAGAUGACACACACCCCUCAACACAACUCGGUAUACACCAACCUUCCGAACACAAAGUCGGUCAACUCAUUGACAGGUUUACUAACCUCCACAAUUUUGAUUUUGAUGAUGAACUAGAGACUGGUCAGCUCCGAUCCAAAAAAGAUAAGACGGAGAGGCGUCUCUCCGACGUUUCAACUCUGGUUCGUAAGUUUGCUAAGUUAAAUAAGCUCAGACACUCCUCCUCAGAGUCUGAUGACGCUUCUGAAGGUCCACCUAAUGUUGCAAAGGAGGCUGCACCAAUUCCUACUGUUCCAGUCAUUUCAAUAUCAGGAAAAGUCCGCACGCUUAAAGCUGACGAAUUUUGCUUCUUCGAGACUAGCAGCACUUGCGAGCCUUUGGUCAGGAGUCAUUCUCUCAGGAUAAAGAAAACACAGUCAUCUCCAUCUGUAAAACGUCGAAGUGGAUCAAUGCGAGAAAAGAGAAGUGAUAAUACUUUGCUACCACCAGAAGAUAGCACCAAUACAGCCAAAGCUCUACCACGAAAUUGCCGACCACUUCGACCUGAUGAGCUUCGCUUUUUUGGCAUGGGGAAUAACAAUAUAUAUAGUGUAAGGGAAUUAAAUACAUCCAAAGAGGAAGUGAAAGAGAAGAGUCUGAAUUCAAGCAGGAUAUUUGUCUAGCUAGCCAGGGUAAUCACUGUCAAUACAAAGGGUUCCUGGCGGUGAUCAAAAACUCUCGACAAACUACUAUUCUGACUGAUUCAGAAAAAAACAUCCUGGGAGAUUGUGGCUCGUGUGAUUCUGAUGAAAUUCAACUCUUGGAUGAAAGAAUUGAGUUGGAUGAUAACUUUAAGAGUUCCGAAGAGAGCUGUGAAAAAAAAAAAACUUAAUGAAUACCGGAACCGAAGCACUAUUAGAACCAGUCCAGUGUGACAAAGUGGGUCAGGAAAAUAUCCUAGUCUCCGGUAGAGGUUCCGCAAUUAAUGAAUUAUUAUUAUAAUCAAGGGAGAAGCGCUAAACCCGGUGGAUUAUACAGCGCCUGGGGGGGGGGAUGAGGAAGGCAUUCCGGCUUAAUUCGGGGAACUGGAGCACAGAUUCAAUUCCCUAAAUCAAGAGCCCCUCACCAACAUCAAGGAACCUUCCUUGAGGGGAGAAUGGAUUUACAAGUUGGGCAGAAAAAGAAAAUGAGUGCCACAGAAGUCACAGAAAACGAUGCUUUUAUUUACAUGAGAGAGGAAACUAGACUAGAGUCGAGAAGUAUAGCAGCAAAUACACUGCAAGGCGCAAAGGGCAUAUUGGCAGAAGCUAAGCAGUCCAGAAAAGACAGUGAGCGUCACAGGGAGAUGUAUGAAGUUAGUAACAGAGGAAAUUACACAUUAAGAAAUGUUACAGAUUAGAGCAGAAACGUUAGUCAAAUGUUGUUGGAAGACUUCAAUGUGCAGAUACCACCACUGCCUCAUGUUGACAUAUGCAGUAGAAUUUACUGAAGAAUUAGGAAGUGCAGGACAGAGAAACACAAAUGAAGGUAGAAUCAGAACUAAUGCAAUUUCCAGAGAACAUCAGUCAAGAUGAAAACUAAAACAUUCAGCAGCUUCAGCAAGUGACGAUUAUUAAGUGAGGAACAACGCUGCACAAUGGAUCCAAGAAAAUGAGAAGAAUAUCACAAAUGAUGUACACCAGAGGUUACAUAAUAUACCAGCGACACCAUGGCUGAAGCCAGCUCCACAGCUAGGUGCCGUACAGGUACCAGAGGUUAUGCAAUAUACCAACCACACCAUGGCUGAAGCCAACUCCGAAGCUAGGUGCCGUACAGGGUACCAGAGGUUGCAUGAUAUACCAGCGACACCAUGGCUGAAGCCAACUCCACAGCUAGGUGCCGUACAGGGUACCAAAGGUUACAUAAUAUACCAGCGACACAUGGCUGAAGCCAGCUCCACAGCUAGGUGCCGUACAGGUACCAGAGGUUAUGCAAUAUACCAACCACACCAUGGCUGAAGCCAACUCUGCAGCUAGGUGCCGUACAAGGUACCAGAGGUUGCAUGAUAUACCAGCGACACCAUGGCUGAAGCCAACUCCACAGCUAGGUGCCGUACAGGGUACCAGAGGUUACAUAAUAUACCAGCGACACCAUGGCUGAAGCCAGCUCCUAAGCUGGAGUCGUUCAGGGUACCAUAGGUACUCAAGAGUAAUGAAUUAAGACACCAGUGCAACACUUGGGGGGUAUCUUCUACUAUAUUGUACUGAGGAAGCCACUGGUUGGUUAUAAGUUUCUUGAAAGUCAUCAAUUUGUGUACUCUGGACUACUUAUGGACACAAGCAUAUCAGAAUACCAGCAUCUUUUAACAAGAAAUAGCCAAAAACAGUAUGAGAUCCAAGGAUCUAAUGGCUAUGCUCGAGUCUGUAAAUGGUGAUCCAGUGUAUGAAAUGAAAAUAAUUAGGGACAUUAAAAAAUAAACUUAAACCACAAUCCCA
Molecule: messenger RNA, 3335 nt
Organism: Cherax quadricarinatus
Lineage: Eukaryota; Metazoa; Arthropoda; Malacostraca; Decapoda; Parastacidae
Source: RefSeq, a predicted model, not a curated record